Onychostoma macrolepis is the source of this 1698-nucleotide messenger RNA. RefSeq names its product GPN-loop GTPase 1 (gene gpn1). The transcript is spliced from 14 exons. The record is from RefSeq and is a predicted model, not a curated record. The coding region runs from base 34 to 1230 and encodes 398 amino acids. Lineage: Eukaryota; Metazoa; Chordata; Actinopteri; Cypriniformes; Cyprinidae. Gene Ontology annotation, molecular function: ATP hydrolysis activity; GTPase activity.
UUACGGUAAGUUUCCAGUAGUAGUAGCAGCAGCAUGGCGACUGCAGCAGCAGACAUAAGCGAUGGGGCUUCACGUGAAAGUGAUAAAUGUAAAGAAGAUGGAGAUAAUAACCCAACACCGAGCCAGAGUUCAUCUGACGAACAGAACACAGAAUCGAAACCGGUGUGUCUCAUAGUUUUAGGCAUGGCAGGGUCAGGAAAAACAACGUUUGUGCAGAGGCUCACAGCUUACCUGCACUCCAAGAAAACUCCUCCAUAUGUUAUCAAUCUAGAUCCUGCAGUUCAUGAGGUCCCUUUUCCAGCCAACAUUGACAUCAGAGACACUGUCAAUUACAAGGAAGUCAUGAAACAAUAUGGUUUAGGUCCAAAUGGAGGAAUCGUCACAUCUCUCAAUCUGUUUGCAACACGAUUUGAUCAGGUCAUGAAGUUUAUUGAGAAAAAGCAAAGUAACCACCGAUAUGUUUUGAUUGACACUCCUGGACAAAUUGAAGUGUUCACAUGGUCUGCAUCUGGGACCAUCAUAACUGAAGCACUGGCCUCUUCGUUUCCCUGUGUGGUUAUUUAUGUGAUGGACACAUCUCGAAGUGUAAAUCCGGUCACCUUUAUGUCCAACAUGCUCUAUGCCUGCAGCAUUCUCUACAAGACCAAGCUACCUUUCAUAGUUGCCAUGAACAAGACUGACAUCAUUGAUCACAGUUUUGCGGUGGAGUGGAUGCAGGACUUUGAGGUCUUCCAGGAUGCUUUGAAUCAAGAGACGUCCUACGUUAGUAACCUGACCCGCUCUAUGAGUCUCGUCCUGGAUGAGUUCUACACCAACCUGAGGGUUGUCGGUGUGUCUGCAGUCACGGGUUCUGGGCUUGAUGAACUGUUUGUACAGGUUGCUGAUGCUGCUAAAGAGUAUGAAACCGAGUAUCGCCCUGAAUAUGAACGUCUGCACAGAGAGUUGGCUGAAGCUCAGACUCAGAAACAACAGGAGCAGUUGGAACGCCUUCGGAAGGACAUGGGAGCAGUUCCCAUGGAAACUGCAGUUCCUACGGCCCCAGAUCUUGGUGGGCCCAGUGACCUCAUCUUUACUCGCGGGAACCCUGAUGAAGCUGAGGAAGACCAAGACAGUGAUACUGAUGAUAUCGAUCACACAGUCACAGAAGAAAGUAAAGAGGGCGGUGCUUUCAGCAGCUUUCUGAAGGAGAGAAAGGAAAUAGUGCAGGUGCGCAACAGGAAGUCAAAGUGAGAGCAGGAAAUGGUCACUAUGUAUGUAUACUGUUCCCCAACGUUGACCUUUCCACAUUGAAAGACUCUAAAAUAAGUCGUUAUAGAUCCUUCUGCCAACAUUAGCUAGUCUGCGCUGAGAUUUCAGAACUGCAAGUAAAGAAAUUUGUGUUAGAAUGUGAAAACAGGUUAUGGACUGCAUUAGCUCGAAACCGAACAUCAGCAUGGAGUUGAAUAUCUUGGGUCUCCACUGAGCAUGUAUUCAAAUAAAUACCCUCUGAAAAAUGUCAGAACAUAACUUGUUUAUCUUUUGCAUAAUAUAUUUAUGUACACUCCACAAACUUAUUUGUCUGUUAAUAAAAAUGCUUAGUAUUUCCUAACAACCUGGAACAGAAACCAAAAUCUGCAUUUUCUCUUCUGACUUCCUGUACCUUUAAAGUUCAUGUUUCUAUGAUGGGAAAUAAAAUAUUUUUUUAUAUAUAUAUACAAG